Xenopus laevis (African clawed frog) is the source of this 3448-nucleotide messenger RNA. It is a transcript of the gene opcml.L, whose product is annotated as opioid-binding protein/cell adhesion molecule homolog. The coding region runs from base 94 to 1134 and encodes 346 amino acids. The record is from RefSeq and is a predicted model, not a curated record. The transcript has 8 exons. NCBI's taxonomy places the organism in Eukaryota, Metazoa, Chordata, Amphibia, Anura, Pipidae.
AGAGCGCGGAGUGUCAGUGCUUGUGUGUGUUGAAAAGCCCGCAGCUUUGCACCGAGCCCCGUAGCUUCUUUCUUACCUCUUUAAGCAGACACCAUGCGAGGGGUUCCCGCUGCUGCUCACCUGUACCGCCAUCUGUGCUGGAUACUCGGCGCGGCGCUCACUGUCCUGCUCUCAAUCACAGGAGUGCCGGUGCGCAGCGGGGAUGCCGGCUUCCCUAAAGCCAUGGACAACGUGACGGUUCGACAAGGGGACAGCGCCAUCCUCAGGUGCACAGUAGACAACAGAGUGACACGAGUGGCCUGGCUUAAUCGUAGUACCAUCUUGUACACUGGCAAUGAGAAGUGGUCGAUUGACCCCCGUGUGGUGCUUCUGGCCAACACAAAGAGUCAGUACAGCAUUGAGAUCCAAAAUGUGGACAUAUAUGAUGAGGGACCUUACACCUGCUCUGUUCAGACAGACAAUCACCCCAAAACCUCUCGUGUACAUCUCAUUGUGCAAGUUGCACCACAAAUCCAAAAUAUCUCCUCUGAUGUUACUGUUAAUGAAGGAAGCACUGUUGCACUUCGAUGUCUAGCCACAGGCCGACCUGAACCAGCAGUGACGUGGAGACAUUUCACUGGGAAAUCACACCGGUUUGUAAGUGAUGAUGAAUACUUGGAAAUCACAGGAAUCACCAGAGAUCAGUCUGGACAGUAUGAAUGCAGUGCAGCCAAUGAAGUCUCAGCUCCUGACAUCAGAAGAGUUAAAGUCACGGUAAACUAUCCACCAUAUAUUUCCGAUACCAGAAAUACAGGAGCCUCACUGGGACAAAAAGGCAUUCUGCGAUGUUCGGCUUCAGCUGUCCCACUAGCAGAGUUUCAGUGGUAUAAAGAAGAUACCAGGUUAGCCAAUGGACUAGACGGUGUUAGGAUUGAAAACAAAGACCAUGUGUCCAUUCUAACAUUUUUCAAUGUCUCCGAAAAGGAUUAUGGAAAUUAUACUUGCGUUGCAUCAAAUAAGCUUGGAAACAGCAAUGCCAGUGUCAUAUUAUAUGCAGGACCUGGAGCCAUUCAUAAUAGAAGCAGCUCAGCUUCUGCAGCAAUAGCUGCCACCUGUCUUUGGUGUUCUAUCCUGUAUUCCCUCACAAAGUUUUGAACAUGGAGGUGGGGGUUCUCAGUGAUGCCUGGGAGUUGUUGGUGGAUUCUCCCUCUACUCUUCAACCACAGAAAUGACUUUACAAAUAAUGGGGGGAAGCCUCAGCCCUACACUCUGAUACUCCCCCGGGUCUUUGGUAGUUUGCUGGAUUUCAAUGCAUAUUUGGUUUCUAUUCACACAUCUUUGACUUCUUUGUUCUUUACCCCAUGUUUCCCAACUUUUGACGACAGACCCGGGGGAGCAACUGGGUUGGUUUCUUGUGUUGGUGUCUUCGUAAAUCCCUGUGUGAUGCACUGCAGGUCUCUAUGGAUGAGAGAGGGUAAGGUGGGAGGCUACCCAUCACUACAAUAAGGACAGUUGGUUGCUACUGUUGGACUUGAUGUUCAUCAUACUUCCAUCUAUGGCUCCAAAGAUUCAUUCAAAUUAUUUGUGAAAGCCAGAAAUGGGCAACACGAGUAGAGGCAUCAAGGGAGCUUGGAAGUUGCACAAGAACUACUAAAAAUCCUCUGGCUACAGAGAAACAUGAGCUUAAACAUGAAUGGUUCUAAACUCAGCCUGUAGGAUUGAUUUUGUCUGUCCUGAGCUCUCAUCAACAACAGAUGUCUUUAUAAAUACAAUAGUAAGCAUGUGGUGCCCUGUUGAGGACCUUGUGAUCUCUCUUAGAAUCCACCUUUUCAGCUUAAAAAUGCUUUCACAUCUAGCUUUGGGAACCCCUUUGUUAAACUAUUGACCCUCUUACCAACCAUCCCAGCACCUUCUAUGUCCUCUUAGAGUUUAUGUCCACCCCAAUUAAGUAGCCUUUGGAACAGUGAUUUUAAGUCCCCUUCCACCACGUAUAUCUGGAGGGUUUCUAAACAUAUGAUACACACUAGCAUAAGGUCCAUUGUGCAUAUUGUGCAAUAAGAAAAAUUAACAAUUGAUAUGGUAGGUGGGUAAAUCAGAAAGUGGUUUGUCCAAAUUGGAAAGUGGAAUAUUGGAGUGGAAACAUAAAGCAAUAUAUUCUCCAUCUGACAGAAGGCCAAAACUUUUGUUAUGGGGAAAAAAAGGUGUUUCACAAUCUGUUAGUUGUGAAAUGGAUAAACAGCACAUAUUAUCUGGAUCCCCUCACCCCAAAAAAUAAGAACAUAGGGAUGAACAAUGCUCAUCUAUGCAAAAAGAAACUAGUUCAAAAUUCCAAAUUAUAUUUCAGAUAUUUAGUAUCCAACUGUGGUAGGGACAAUGUGCCCCUUCAGCAUUUUUAUUUAAUUGUUUAGGUAUGUGCCCCCCAUGAUCCCCCACCCUGUGUUUCUUUUAAGAAUAAAUAUAUACUGAUGUGAACUUUUAAACCCCCACAAAUUAUAUCUAUAUAUAGAAAUAUAGUUUAUUAUUAUAGUUUAUUGUUAUUAGUAACAUGUUUUUUUAAAAUCAUACAUUAAGAACUUACUCACAGGCAGCAAGCCCAAUGAAAAGCCUUAAUUCAGUAUGAAGAAUGAUAUAUUAAUAGAGAUGCCAAACUUAUGGCUGACAAUAAAUGUGACGAGCCACGUGUAGCAUAACAGCUUACGUUACAUUAGUCUCUUCUGCAAAAUAAGGCAGUCAAAAGCGUUAUAUAGUAUUAUAUCCCAGCUCAUGACUGGAUAUAAAGAAUGGUAUUGCUGUCUCUAGUAAGCAGUGACUUACCCACCUACCUUUUAGCUGAACAAUAUCCACCGUUCAUGGUCAUCUCUUUUCUUUCAUAAAAAAAAGACACAGCCUGAUUUCUACAGUGAGUGAAAUCUUCAGAGCAUUAACGCUAAAUGCAUAUAGUUUUUGUUAUGCAUAUCUCUCAACAAAUGAUACAUGUGACAGAAAAGACUACCAUAAAUACACCGGUCAGUGUAUGCUGACUACUUGAAAUAGUGUAGAACAUAGUCAGGUAAUAGCUACAGGAGCCAGAUAUAGAUUGACAGUCUACAAUGCAAUGCUCUGUCAAUAUUCAGGUAUAGAAAUUAUGUCUGUCAGGCCCUUCCAAGAUGGUAAGUGUUGUAAUGCCUUAGCCGCUAAUAUAUCAAUGGCAGUAUUGCAAUUGCAGGUCUCUCAUAGGAACAAUAGGCAAAGGUGUAAUGCUCUGAGAUGAAACUUACAGAACAGGAUAUUUUUCUUUUUAUUACCAUUACUCAGUUUAGAUAUUCACUUGGUUCUGAAACCCUAGAAGGCCAGGUGUGGUGAUUUCAAUGUUAGAUGACGAGGACACAAGCAGAUUGCUGCAUGUUACACAACUUUGUAAAAUUUUCUAGGCCAGGACAGUGAGAUGGUUGUAAUCCUGUGAUGUGUCAAUAAAGUCUGAAAUUUGUAA